Messenger RNA from Protobothrops mucrosquamatus (brown spotted pit viper), 552 nucleotides. It is a transcript of the gene CNPY1, whose product is annotated as canopy FGF signaling regulator 1. The transcript is spliced from 5 exons. Lineage: Eukaryota; Metazoa; Chordata; Lepidosauria; Squamata; Viperidae. The record is from RefSeq and is a predicted model, not a curated record. Bases 1 to 552 code for a protein of 183 amino acids. Gene Ontology annotation, cellular component: endoplasmic reticulum.
AUGGCUGUAUCCCUUCAGACCUUGUUUUCUUUGCUGCUUCUGGGCCUGUUCAGCAAUACUGGGAGAGCACAGCGCAACCCCGAGGUAUUCUGUGGAGCAUGUAGGGCUCUUGCUGAUGAGUUGGAGUAUGAGAUCAAGAAAAUUGGACCAAGAAGGACUGUAAAUUCGGGGACAUUUCGAAUCAACCCUGAUGGCACGCGAGGGAAAAAAAAGAUUCCUUUUGCAAAGUCAGAGACCUUCUUAACAGACAUUUUGGAAAAUAUAUGCGAUCGGAUGAAUGAUUAUAAACUUGAGGAUGAUCCUGUAACUAAGAAAAAGAUAUUCAAGAGAUAUGCUCCGAGGAAGGAUGAGGAAAUAUAUCCAAUAUAUAAACAAUAUUUCUUUUAUUCUGAUGCUUAUAAACCCUUGAAAUAUGCGUGUGAAACUAUCAUAGAACAGUAUGAAGAUGAAAUAAUGUCAGUUAUCACUCGGGAGUCACACUCUCUGGCUGACAAGCUGUGCACUGAAAAAUCAGGUCUUUGUCAAGAAGCUGAGAUGCACAGUGAAUUCUAA